UGUUAAACAAGAUACCACCAAAAACAGAUCGUUACAAUCUAGACAUCGGUGACCACCAGUCUGAUUCAUGCGACCUUUCCCGAUCACCACCGUCAUUAAACACCGUAUCCACCACGCAACGCAUACCCUUCAACCCAACAACCAAACAUAACUCAACCACUAACUCAUAAAACCAAACACACACCCUUCAAAAACCCCACAACAAUCACCCUUCAUUUCUGAAUCUUCAUCUCCAACAACACACCAACUCUCACUUUGUUCAACAAGUCUUCUGCUAUGGCUACCAAUGGGGCUUCAUCUGUGAGAGAUAAAGAUGGGGCUAAUGCUACAGAGGCCAGUCUGGAUAAGAUUAAACGGCAAUUGGCAUCCGGGUCGGGUCGAAACCUCUUGCAGGGUCCUCUUCUUAAGCGAUCUGAAACGCUGAGGAAAUGGAACGAGAGAUGGGUAAUCCUAGACCCGACAACGGGAAAAAUGGAAUACAAGAUCAGAAGAAACGAUCCGAAUAUUAAAGGAACAAUCUUGUUUGAUUCAAAUAGCACAAUCAUGACAUCACCGUAUAACUUCCAUGGACUACCGAAGUAUGACAACUGUAUUAUUUAUAUUGCAACACCACAGAAAAAAGAAUAUUUCUUAUGUGCAGAAACUCCAGGUGCAGCUAGAGCUUGGGUGGCGACUUUGCAUGCAACACAGCUGGUAUUAAGGGCUCAUAAAGAGGCGGUAAACUCGUUAGCUGGAAAUAGUAGCGCAAGUUUAGGGACGGUUUCCGCUGUUGUUACUGCUGCAAAUUCAACUGCUCUGGAAUCUUCUAAAGAAAUUGAGGCUGCAAUGCAGAUUUCAAGGCGAAAUGCUUUGGGAUCAGUGAUGAACAAACCACUUGAUGCCCCAUUGGAUGAUUUGACAAUCAUGAAGGAGACUCUAAGAGUAAAAGAUGAAGAGCUGCAAAACUUAGCUAGAGAUCUUCGUGUUAGGGACUCAACAAUAAAAGAGAUAGCAGAGAAGCUGACGGAGACAGCUGAAGCGGCAGAAAGUGCUGCAUCUGCAGCUCAUACAAUGGAUGAGCAGCGGAGAAUCGCAACUUCUGAAGCUGACCGGUUAGAGAAAGAGUUGGAGAAAAAUGCAGUGUCUUACAGCAUGAAGCUAAGAGAUAUCGAAGAGAAGGUGGCGCUUUUAAGUAAAGAAAAAGAACAACUUAUGAAGCAACGAGACUCAUCACAGCAGGAGACACUUUUAUGGCGAUCUGAGCUGGCAAAAGCUAGAGAACGUGUAGUUAUUUUAGAAGGAGCUGUUGUUAGGGCUGAGGAAAAAGUUAGGGUAAAAGAUGCAGAAACUGAAGCUGCAAUAAAGGAAGCAACCGAGAAAGAAACCGCUGCUAGAAAGGAAAAUCAAGAGCUUUUGGCUUAUAUUAAUAUUUUACAGUUACAACUUCAAAGGCAGGAGGAGAAUACGAAGCAAGUCAUGGAGGAAAGAGGAGAAUCAUGCUCACAUGGCGAUACUCAACCGUUGACUAAACACGUGCAUCCAUCUGAGGAGAACGUGGAUAAAGCAUGCCUUAGUGAUUCCAGGAAUAUUCCAGUUUCAGACAUAAAUUUAGUUCAUCCACCACCGUCUCCAUCUGUAGAUGAAACCGGUCCGAUUAAUGAUGGUGAAUGGAAUGAUAUAGAAGCAACGGAAGCAAGAAUAGCUUAUGUUAGGGAAAUCGCACCUGAUACUGAAGGAAACAGUUUGGAUAUUCCCGUCUUUUUACAGCCAAACGAUACACAACGUGAACCCACUACGGAUUCCUACCAUCAGCCUUAGAUAAUGUAUGGGUAAACAGAAGAUGACACAUGUUUUUGUUGCUGCUGAAAAUGACUUGUUUUGGUCACAGAGUGAGUUGUGAAAAUGAUUUAUAGAGUGAGUUGUGCAAGUCAUUGUAAUUGCUGACUUUUUAGUUUUGAGGCUUAUGAAUGGACUGCUUUUGUGAAUUUUAUAUGCAGCAUUGGGAUUGACCUGUU
Messenger RNA from Helianthus annuus (common sunflower), 1994 nucleotides. Its product is annotated as switch-associated protein 70. Lineage: Eukaryota; Viridiplantae; Streptophyta; Magnoliopsida; Asterales; Asteraceae. The coding region runs from base 277 to 1797 and encodes 506 amino acids. The transcript has 10 exons. The record is from RefSeq and is a predicted model, not a curated record. Gene Ontology annotation, biological process: retrograde transport, endosome to Golgi; receptor recycling; endosome organization. Gene Ontology annotation, cellular component: trans-Golgi network; recycling endosome; early endosome.